GAGCUCUCACACAAAUGAGAAUUUGUCCUUCUCUCGCUGUACUUUUCUUUUCCAAACCUUUGUGCUCUUUGAAAGUGUAUCUGCCUGUGAUAAGAAUUUCCCUAGAAUGAGAUGGAUUCUGAGACAAAUACACCUAGGAAAGAGAGCGCGGAGAAUCUAGUUGCUGAUAGAAAGGAAGGAAUUGGUGUCUGUGGUUGGAUCCUGGUUUCCCUUUCUUUCCUCUUUGUGGUUCUAACGUUCCCUUUCUCCAUCUGGGCGUGUGUCAAGAUCAUCAAAGAAUACGAACGUGCGGUUGUAUUUAGGCUGGGACGCAUAUUGCCUAAAAAAGCCAAGAGUCCGGGUCUGCUUUUGGUACUUCCAUGUACAGAUGUUUUUACCAAGGUGGAUCUGAGAACUGUUACCUGGAACAUUCCCCCACAAGAGAUCCUCACAAAAGAUUCUGUAACUACCCAAGUUGAUGGAGUGGUCUACUACCGAAUCUACAGUGCUAUUAGUUCAGUGGCUAAUGUCUCUAAUGUCCAUUUGGCAACUUACCUGCUGGCACAGACAACUUUGAGAAAUGUUCUAGGUACACAAAGCUUGUCACAGAUCCUGUCCAGUAGGGAAGAGAUUGCCCAUAAUAUUCAGGCUAUGCUGGAUAGUGCCACUCAUAAAUGGGGAAUCAAAGUUGCACGUGUGGAAAUCAAAGAUGUCAGGAUCCCUAUGGAGAUGCAGAGAGCUAUGGCAGCUGAAGCAGAAGCAACACGAGAGGCUAGAGCUAAGGUUGUAGCAGCUGAAGGAGAAAUGAAUGCUUCAAAGGCACUCAAACAGGCCUCCACGGUGCUGGUUGAAUCUCCAGUAGCGCUUCAACUGCGCUACCUGCAGACCUUAGCCACAAUGGCAACUGAGAAGAAUUCCACCAUUGUCUUCCCUCUCCCUAUUAAUAUGGUGCCGGGUUUGUAUAAGAAUAAUGGAGAAAAAAAAAUAGGUAGCAACUGAAUACAUGUCUUUACUGCAUCAGAGGGAAUGAAGGAGUGUCACCAGGAAAACAUGUUCUUCCCACCUGCUUUUGCUACAUCUAUGACACAGCAUUCAGAGCAGAAUUGAGUGAACAGGUCAUAUAUUCAUGGUAACACUCCCUACAGCUGUCCAACAUGGUCUGGACAUAGUGAGACCCUUUUAUACUUUUUCCUUAUCAAGAGGUGUUUCAAGCAGUUGCAAAAGUUCAGAGUUAAAGUAGAGAAGCUACUUUGAUAGCACACAUCAAAAAGUGGUUAGCUAAACUGAGAUGGUAACAUGAAAUCUGACUGUCUUGAAAUAUGAUUGUGGUUCCCGAGUAAGGCAUCCAGCUCUAGUGACUUAGGCUCAUCUUGAAGGGAAAAAGGAGAAAUCUUUGUCAGGCUGUUGGUUAAACUUUAAAUUAGGCUGUCACUUCUGAUGACACUUCCUUUUACAGAGAAUGGAUUCAGUAGUCUGGCAGGUAUUUUGUGGUUGGUCUGCUAAACAGGAGCCUUCCUAUAAGAGAUAAUAAAAUCAUUUCAUACAGAAUAUGGGCCCAAUUCUAUUCUGUUAGGGCUGUGUAAAUCUGUAGCAAUUCCAUUUAAAUAACCAAAGUAACAGAAAGGAGCUGGGUCAUUAACAUUAGAAAGAUUAUUUGAUGACUGUGUAUAGAAGUACCAGGUGAUCUGUAAAUGGCUGUAACAGUAAUGGGCCUGGCUCUGAUUUCAUACUGGUGUAAAUUAACUGUACCCCCAUUUAUUUUAAUGGAGUGUUACCCUUUUGUAGAACCAAUGUAAAUGAGAAUCAGGCCACUGUGUUUUAUAUGCUCUCUGCAAUGUAAUCCAAAUGUAUCUCAGCUCUGUAAAAGGAACAGAAUGUAUGCCCAGUGGCCACACUUAUAUUCCUCAAACUGAACUCACCUUCAGGAAUGUGAAACAAUUGCCAUGAUGGCAACACAACCAUGUGGUAUUGAACAUCUACCCAUGUUAAUAUACAUCUUCCUCUCCCCCCAUAACUAGUCCUUUGCAUUCCUCCCCACAUAAGCAAACAUUUUGUGAAAUGUCUCUUUUCACUACCACAUUUUAUUGGAUAGUGAAAGAGUUGACACGCAUGUAUCGUCAUUGGAAUAUGAAUCUUACAGCCUUUGAAAUGCACAACAGUUUGCACCUGCCCAAAGAUGCUGUUGCAGACAUUUCAUAUAGUCAAAUGUGUUUUCUUGAGUUAGGCUCAAGCCAAAUCUACACUGCAAAAUUCCACUUUGCUCCACUGUCCAGUCAUAUGAAUAAAUUUCAUCCAGAGAGCAUAAAUGUCAGUGGUUUUCAAACUGUGUUCUGUGGGGUAAUAUCAGAGCAGGCCAGGAGGCAGUGCACCACCAUUGUGGGUCCAGGUCACUUAGCUCCAUGUCCGUUUUUAGGAUAGGGUUAGGGGUGCCACAGCAGCAGAAGUGAUAUAAAAGGGUUCUGUGACUUUAGGAAGUUUGAAAACCAUUGAUAUUAUGUGAUUCAAAGAAACUCACAAAAAAAAGGCAAAAUAGGCUCUGUUAUGGUUCCUAAAACUUUAAUGGCUUAUGGGACAUAAAAGAAAAGGGAAAUAAGGAUUAGUUGCAUUAAUGGGUGUAUAGGCAGUCCUCGGACUUACAACACAAUUGGUUCCUGAAAACCGCAUCUUAAGUCGAAAUGUUGUAACUCAGAACUGAUUUUCCCAUAGGAAACAAUGUUAUAAAUGGGGGAUUGGUUCCUGAACCAAGGCCCAAUACCCUAUUUUCACCAAAAAUAACCCAGAAUUUUGUACUCGAUCAAUUAUAGAUGAGUAAUAUAGCUACAUUAAUGUAUUUAUAUUGUAAAUAGCAAUCAUAUUGAUUUGGAAGGACUUCUUUGAGGUGACUUUGCUGGACUUUUUGAAGGGUUCUUGGUUGGACUUUUUGAAGGGUUCUUGGCUAGAGUCUUCUCAGGAGUCUUGGCUGCAGGUUUUUCUGGAAUCUUGUCUGCUUUCUCAAAGAAAGUCCAAGGAAGUUUGGACAGACGUUCUCCAGGGAGAUGGGUGACAGCAAACUCAUUCGCUGGCAUAGCAUCACGUCAGAUCAAGCGCUGUAAGUCUAAACUGACAUCAGAAAGUUGAAACAGGGUGUCAAUUUAGAAAUGCUGUAAGUGUGAAACAUUGUAACACGAAACGUUGUAAGUCGAGGACUGCCUGCACUUCACAGUAGAGCUCUCGAGUACAGCAUGGAUGCAGUAUAGACAUGCCCAUAGGGUACACCCUCUAAUGCUGAGAAAUGUUUUGGAGCUUUAUUCAUAGCCUGCUAAAGUCAAUGGGAAUCCACUUGCAUUUUGUUACCACAAGUGCCCUUAGAUUGCAGGAUGUGCUAGAAAGCACUUUCUGAAUCCUACUUUAAUAACCCCUGGUGGAUCUUACAAUAGCAGUUGCUAUUGCUUAAGGAGUACUUAAUUCAUUGUGGUCAAUGCUUUGCUCGUCUUUCCCCAUCAGAAGGUAUUGCUCGUUAUCCUCCACCACUAAAUCACAAGAUUAAUGCUUUAGGAAUUGCCAAUGAUUAUUUAUUGAUAGAGUUUUAUCACCAGCUACUGUAGAAACAGAGAAAGCUGUCAAUUGUUGUUUGACAUUAGUAAAGAUGGCAAACCUUUAAUGUACGCAGUAAGAACUAUGUCUUAGAAGCAGGUCCUCCACUGCCUUGCCAUGUAGGAUGUAGGCCAGGCACUAUUAAAAUCACCAUUGGCUUACCAUAACAUCGCUUUUC
Messenger RNA from Alligator mississippiensis (American alligator), 3730 nucleotides. RefSeq names its product stomatin like 3 (gene STOML3). Bases 112 to 978 code for a protein of 288 amino acids. The transcript has 7 exons. Gene Ontology annotation, cellular component: plasma membrane. The record is from RefSeq and is a predicted model, not a curated record. Lineage: Eukaryota; Metazoa; Chordata; Crocodylia; Alligatoridae.